AUGGCUAAACCAGUCGAUCCAAAUAAAGAAGAUCAAUAUGCAACAACUAUAUUAAAUCGUAAUGCACGUCCAAUUCGUUUAAUUAUUGAUAAUGGUAUUAAUGAUGAUAAUAAUGUUGUUACAUUAUCACAACAAAAAGUGGAUGAAUUACAAUUAUUUUUUGGUGAUAGAGUUUUACUUAAAGGUGAAAAACGUCGAGAAACACUUUGUGAGGUUCACAUUAGUGCUUCAUGUCCAACUAAUUAUAUUCAAAUGAAUUAUGUUGUACGAAAUAAUUUACGUGUACGUUUAGGUGAUAUUGUUUCAAUUGAAGGCUGUCAAGAUGUUAAAGAUGCUGUACGUAUACAUGUUUUACCUGUUGAUGAUACUGUACAAGGAAUAACAGGCAAUUUAUUCGACGUUUAUUUAAAACCAUAUUUUUUUGAUAAUCCUUUUCGACCAGUACAUAAAGGUGAUGUUUUUAUUGUACGUGCAGCUAUGCAUGCUGUAGAAUUUAAAGUCAUUGAAAGUGAACCAAGUCCUUACUGUAUUGUUACACCAGAUACAGAUAUACAUUGUGGAGAUAAUCCAAUUAAACGUGAAGAAGAAGAAAUAUCUUUAAAUAAAAUUGGUUAUGAUGAUAUUGGCGGUAAAACUUUAAUUGCACGUGCCAUAGCUAAUGAAACUGGUGCAUCUUUCUUGUUAAUUCAUGGACCGGAAAUUAUGUCUAAAUUACCUGAUGAAUCUGAAUUAUAUUUAUGUAAAGCAUUUGAAAAAGCUAAAAAGAAUGCUCCAGCUAUUAUUUUCAUCGAUAAACUUGAUGUAAUUGCACCAAAGCGUGAAAAAAGUCAUGGUGAAAUUGAACAUCCUAUUGUUUUACAAUUAUUAACAUUAAUGGAUGAUCUUCAACAAUAUUCACAUGUGAUUGUUAUGGCGACAACAAAUCGACCAAAUUCAGUUAAUCCAGCACUUCGUCGUUUUCAUCUAGAAAUUGAUAUUGGUAUUCCUAAUGCUGCUGACCGUGAAGAAAUUCUUCGUAUACAUACAAAAAAUAUGAAGUUAGGUGAUGAUGUUAAUCUUGCAAAAAUUGCUAAUGAAACACAUGGUUAUGUUGGUGCGGAUUUAGCAUCAUUAUGUUCAAAGGCUGCUUUAAAACAAAUUCGAGAAAAUAUAUAUGUCAUGGAUUUACAAGAAGAUACAAUUGAUGCUGGAGCACUCAAUGCAUUAGUUGUUACACGAGAGAAGUUUUGA
Messenger RNA from Rotaria sp. Silwood2, 1230 nucleotides. The record is from the annotation of a GenBank genome assembly. NCBI's taxonomy places the organism in Eukaryota, Metazoa, Rotifera, Eurotatoria, Philodinida, Philodinidae.